Messenger RNA from Opisthorchis viverrini, 1917 nucleotides. RefSeq lists its product as hypothetical. The coding region runs from base 1 to 1917 and encodes 638 amino acids. Gene Ontology annotation, molecular function: heparin binding. The record is from RefSeq and is a predicted model, not a curated record. NCBI's taxonomy places the organism in Eukaryota, Metazoa, Platyhelminthes, Trematoda, Opisthorchiida, Opisthorchiidae. The transcript has 8 exons.
AUGUAUCUCCUUCUGCGCGUCCUUCAGCUUGUGGUUCUCGGCUACUGCCUGGCUAGUCAGUCUCCACACGCUCCCGUCCUAUCUUCGGGCAAGGUGAUUGGCACAGUGAUAACCGCAUGCAACAAUCUCACCUUCCACACGCCACCAGGUGACCCAUACCCAACCCGUUCGGGCCAACAUUUGUGGCUGCACGACUCGCACACACCGUGUCUGUCCGACUCCAAUGAAGCGUUGGAAUAUUGUCGCAAAGUCUACACCGCAAUUUACCCGGAACUCACUGUCGAUCAUGUGGUUGUCGAUCCGUUCAAAAUUAUCCCCGAUUUCCUUCCCUGGUUCCCAUCCAAUGCAUCCAGCUCUAUUCGAGUCUAUUUGUGUUUGGGACCGGUGCCUCAAACUACCAGUGAUGCUCAUCUCACGGCUAAGCCCACGAUUGGUCCGACUACCGAGACACCUUCACCCGCAAUUCAUCAUCGACUACCCACUUUGAUCGAUAUGCACCGAGUCUACUUUGCCGAACAGUUUCACCAUUUGUGGAACGUGACGCACUCGAAUGUAUCCCAAAUUAUUAGUGAUUUGGUUCAGCGGACGAAAGGCCUGUUCAAGUUGUAUCCGUCCAAUCCCCAGUUGGUUCAAUAUACGGUUUCUCAGAUGCUGAAGGACGCACAUGAGCGUUUGCAAGAAAUUUGGGCCGCGGAGGAGCGCGAGUGGUCUGUUUUAGAACAGAAUCAACACGAAGAUCUGGCCAGUCAGAUGGGUUCGGAUGAAUGGGCGGGGGAAAAUAUGUUCGCAUUCGCGCUGCAAGAGUCGCAUCCAGAUGGGCCUCCUAUUUCAUCUCAGCUGGGACGUGUUCAGGAUGCUUUGGCAGUCCUACUUUCAAAGUUGGCUGAUUCCGUCUCGGAGGAGGUACGGCAUCUGAAAUCGGUCCAUAGCCGCCAACCGUGGCUGCUGCGUCUGGACUCUCCGACUAACUGGACAGAUAACGUAACACUUGGUGUGACGAACUUGGAGCAGAUCCACCAGGUCUUGCUGAAACAUGUUCAUGUUGCUACUCUGGCGAUCAACGCAUUUCACUCGAUAAUGGCGCAGCAAGCUAAGGGCAGUCCGCCUUCUGGAUUCAGCUACAAGCCUACUUUGGUUGCUAGCUAUGAUCGCCUGCAGACGAAUCUAUUCGAGGCCCAACGUUUGUUGAAUCAAGCGAAGAGCACAUUGCUUGGUAGCCUCGCCAAUCGUAUGAACUCGAUUUUGAGCCAUCUGAAUGCCACACUGAAACAACACCCAUCGGUGACGAACAUCUCGCUGUCCGAAUGGGUCAAGAGCAAGCAUCACGCAGAGUUGGCCUAUAUCGAUCUGUUGGUGGCCCAACUGCUCAGUCCUUAUGUGGCGUCGGUUGAUUUGCCGGUCACUGAAGAUCAAGCGAAGUUUAUAUGGCAGCCCGUUGCAAAUCCAUUCGAAAAGCGAACGACUGUGGAUGCGACUGAUGAUACAAAGUGGUCGCGUGAUCAUAUCUUCAUUGUGCUCACCGUCGCUGUCUGUUCCGCCUCUCUUCUAAGCACGUUCCUCUUCUGUCUUAUCCGUUUGGUCCGCACCGCCUCGCACUCGGAAGCCGAAUCGCGGCGUCGGGCCCGUUUACGUUCUCUCGUAUCACGAGGUGGCCGCAAGCUAAGACAUUUGGUCGAUAAAUCGCAGCAAAAAUGGAUUUCGGGCACGUCGGCUGUUUGGAAAGUGGGACCUCGAGUUGUUUUGGUGUCUACAGAUCAAGCUACCAAUCUUCACUCGCCUGGGGAGCACGUCAACGUUAAAUUGGAGCUCACCGGCAGUGCAUAUCCAAUGGCCGUGCCGGGAUUCGAACCCCGAACAUGUGACAUGCGAGGCGAGCGUGUAACCACUACUCCACCAACGCACGUUGGAUGCAUCUGA